Daphnia pulex (common water flea) is the source of this 1622-nucleotide messenger RNA. RefSeq names its product G2/mitotic-specific cyclin-B-like. The transcript is spliced from 9 exons. Gene Ontology annotation, molecular function: cyclin-dependent protein serine/threonine kinase regulator activity. Gene Ontology annotation, cellular component: cyclin-dependent protein kinase holoenzyme complex; cytoplasm; nucleus. Gene Ontology annotation, biological process: regulation of cyclin-dependent protein serine/threonine kinase activity; mitotic cell cycle phase transition. NCBI's taxonomy places the organism in Eukaryota, Metazoa, Arthropoda, Branchiopoda, Diplostraca, Daphniidae. Bases 279 to 1505 code for a protein of 408 amino acids. The record is from RefSeq and is a predicted model, not a curated record.
UUAAAAUCCGUAUUGUUUUCAAAUGCCGCCAUUGUGUCACAUCGUAGUUCUCAACCCCCCGACAAAUUCCUUUCAGUCCUCCCUGUCAAGUUUACCUGCUUCCAAGUUUUUUCAAGUAGAAUCAUUCGCAGUUGUAUCCUCUGAAAGAUUUAUAGUUACAUCAUUCGAUUUCAUCUCGUGGCGUACUCCUUGUAAGACUGCUGAUUGCCCGAUGAGUUUUACGAAUCGACGUGGAUUUUAUCAAAUUAUCAGUCAAGCCAUUGAAAUAGUGUAACAUCAUGUCUGUGACACAAGUAUUCCCCUCUGCUAUAUCGGUCCAUGAUGAAGGUGAAAAUAUUGCUAUGCCAAGAGGCAAGAGCAGUCUGGCACCAAGUGGGAAUUUUAAUGUAUCAGCAAUUAAGCAGAGGGCUGUUCUGGGAGACAUUUGCAGCAACAGAUCGGCUCUUACAAAUGUCGUCUCUGAAGUUGAUUUUAAGAAACCUCAACAUGUGCCUUCCAAAUCUGUUGCAAAGAAGCAAAUUCAAGAAAUAGAGAAUUUACCUCUUCCAUCUGAAAAAGAAGUUGUCAAGCCUGCUGUAGAGGCUCAGAGACGAUCAUCAUUUUCUUCUCAGAAUUUGGAAUUUGACGAUAUUGACACUGAAACUAAUCCCCAGCUAGUUGCUGUCUAUGUCAAGGACAUCUACAAGUAUCUGAAUGAGUUGGAGGAGAAGACUGUCAUCAAGUCCAAUUACAUGGAAAUUGGUUACAAGAUCAAGCCACACAUGCGUACAAUUUUGAUUGACUGGCUGGUGGAAGUGCAUAUUCGUUUCAAACUGCUCCAGGAAACAUUGUACUUGACUGUGGCUACCAUGGAUCGUUUUCUUCAAGUUGAGCCUUCUGUUGUGCGACAUGAUCUACAGCUUGUUGGCCUUACUUCCAUGUUCAUCGCUUCGAAAUUCGAGGAGAUGUACACUCCAGAGAUUGACGAUUUCGUUUUCAUGUCGGACAAGGCCUACACCAAGAAGGAAGUUCUGCGCAUGGAGUUGCGUAUCCUGAAGGCAUUGGACUUCAAUCUUGGUCGCCCUCUUCCUCUUCAUUUCUUGCGACGAUACACUAAAGCUGCUACACACGUCUAUGACUGGGUGGACGUUCUCCAUCACACUUUGUCGAAGUAUUUGAUGGAAUUGUCGCUGCCAGAAUACGAGUUCUGCCAUGUUAUGCCAUCACAACUUGCUGCAGCCUCGUUGUGCUUGUCUCUCAAAAUUCUUGACGAACAUGAAAACCCUAUUGAUGUUUUAUGGAACGACACAUUAAUUUAUUAUUCUGGAUACACUUACGAAGCUCUGGAGCCGAUUGUUGAGAAAUUUUGUUCUUUGAUUAUCAAAUCAGAAACAAGCAAGCAUCAGGCUAUUCGGAGAAAGUAUCGUGUCUCGAAAUUUUACCAAAUCAGCGCCCUUCCACAUCUCAGGUCUCCAGCUACUCAUGCCUUCUUGGCCAAGAUGGCGCUGAAAAACUCGAAUAUUUAACCCAUGUUUCUUAUCCUAAUGAUGGUUGCUAAUUUUAAACGGCACUUUUUUUUCCUUUUCAAGUCAUUGACCGUGACUUUGUGUUUUAUUUCAAAAUUAUCUCGAACGUUCAUGUAU